Messenger RNA from Funneliformis caledonium, 1767 nucleotides. The record is from the annotation of a GenBank genome assembly. NCBI's taxonomy places the organism in Eukaryota, Fungi, Glomeromycota, Glomeromycetes, Glomerales, Glomeraceae.
AUGUCCUCUUCAAAGGAUGAUAUUAGAGUUGUUAUCGGAAUUGACUUUGGUACAACCUAUUCUGGAUAUGCUUAUGCUCACAAAUCUAAUCCCAAAGAUAUCUCUUCAGAAGAUAAAUGGUCGUCAGGUUUCCCGGAUUAUAAAACUCCAACCGUCAUAAAAUAUGAAGACGAAUCAUACACUAAAGUAAAAUCUUGGGGAUUUAAAGCAUUUGCAGACCGACCAAAAAAAAAGAAAAAUACCGAUAAAUCUAUACCUUUAGAACUAUUUAAAUUAUUUUUAUUUAAAAAUUCUUCCAUGGCAAACCCUUAUUUACCUGAUAAUUUGGAUUAUAAGAAAGUUAUUACGGAUUAUUUGAAAGAAUUAUGUAAGAUGGUUAAAAAAAGCGUGAAUACUCAUUGGCAAAAUUUAGAAUUUUAUACUAAAGUGUUGAUUGUACUUACAGUAUGUUUAAUAGUAUUUAUUAUUGUAUUGAAUUUCGAAUUUGAUGAUGAUGCGAUUGCGAUAAUGCGUGAAUGUGCUUUUGACGCUGGGUUAAUUAAUGAGAAAAAUAGUUGUAAUCUUAUAUUUACUACAGAACCUGAAGCUGCUGCGGUAUAUUGCUUGAGCGCUCUGGAAAAAGUACAUAAUUUGAAACCUGGAGAUUCAUUUAUGGUUGUGGAUUGUGGGGGUGGCACGGUAGAUUUGACACGACAUGAAUUAUUACAAAAUAGCAAAUUAAGUGAAAUAACGGAACGUUCUGGUGAAAAUUGUGGAUCAAGUUUUAUUGAUAAAAAAUUCAUAGAAUUUGUUGGUCGUAAAUUAGGAAAAUCCUUUGAAUUUUUGAAAAGAAACCAUUAUAGUUCCAUACAAUAUAUGGUACAAGAAUUUUGCAGACGUGUAAAAAUUCCUUUUACAGGACAAAAAAACGAAUUUCAAUGUUAUGAGAUAGAUUUGGAAGAAUAUCCCUUGUUAAAAGUACUUGUCGAAGGAAAAGAGAAACGAUUAUUAGAAAAAGAUGAUUGGCUAAUAUACAUUGAAUUUAAUGAUGUUAAAACAAUGUUUGAUCCUAUUGUAGAGGAUAUCAUUAAAUUGAUGACAGAACAAUUAAAAAAUAAUGAUAAAAAAUGCUCUGCAAUUAUGCUAGUUGGAGGAUUUGGCGAAUCUAGAUAUUUGCAAGACAGAAUUAGAAAAGAAUUUAACAAAACUGUACCGAAUAUCUCUGUACCGACGCAGCCGAUUAUUGCAGUCGUAAAAGGAGCCGUUCAAUUUGGACUCCAAGCAGACAUUGUGGUAAAUCGUGUCUUAAAACGGACUUAUGGUGCGUUGUCUUCUUCAUUUCUAAUUCAAUGCUUAGUAAAAAGGAAAAAUGCUUUAAUGCUUUUUGUUAUAUUUGUAGGAACGGAUAUUGCACGACGGUCACUACCAAAUGAUCCACCUUCACAAAAACUUCCAAAUGGAUAUACAAUAAUUUUUGAAGCGCUUGCAAGGCGUGGUAAACAAAUUUCACCAAAUGAUAAAGUUAUUAAACAAUUUAAACCAUAUUCGUUAACGCAACCUAAUAUUGGUUUCGAUAUGUAUGUUACAAAGGAACAUGAUGCAAAAUUUUGUGAUGAUCCUGGUGUUAGUUUACUUCGUGAUUGGGAAAUCAAAUUACCUGAAAUUGACAAUUAUGAUGAUGAUACAACUAUUUUAUUAACUUUAACCUUUGGCACGGUAGAAAUAACAGCUACCGCUGAAAAUCAAAAUACUGGUGAAAAAUAUCAAGUCAAAUUGAAAUACGAAUAA